This is a messenger RNA of Suillus fuscotomentosus, 2309 nucleotides long. RefSeq lists its product as uncharacterized. The record is from RefSeq and is a predicted model, not a curated record. Gene Ontology annotation, cellular component: nucleus. NCBI's taxonomy places the organism in Eukaryota, Fungi, Basidiomycota, Agaricomycetes, Boletales, Suillaceae. Gene Ontology annotation, molecular function: RNA polymerase II cis-regulatory region sequence-specific DNA binding; copper ion binding; DNA-binding transcription factor activity, RNA polymerase II-specific. The coding region runs from base 323 to 2065 and encodes 580 amino acids. The transcript is spliced from 6 exons. Gene Ontology annotation, biological process: intracellular copper ion homeostasis; intracellular iron ion homeostasis; positive regulation of transcription by RNA polymerase II.
CAGAAAGAGCUCAAUCAGCGGAGACCAUAACUUGGUGCAUGCUAGUUCAUGUUUGGUCGUUUAUUGUUCUUUGUUUGGAUUUCGUGGCAAAGAAGAGAUGCGAGUAGGUCGAUUAAAGGAUGGGCACUCCGGCCCUGUCAACCUUCGUCAACAGUCUUUUUCUUCCUAUUUUAUGGUCCUUAAAGACCCUCUUGCCUUCGUACCGAUGUUUCUCAUAUCCCGGUAACCUACACCUUCACGUCGCGGGCGGUGAAGUACCACCAUUUUGUCCGGGACGGUACUACUCCUUGUAUUUUUUUUCUUACCAAUAUCAUCUACAAACAUGGUUCUCGUCAGUGAUAAGAAAUAUGCGUGGUAUGUCUUUCAUUACGUCCUAACCCCAUCAUUCGUCCUCAGAUGUACACUUUCCAGUGAAACGUGCAUAAAGGGGCAUCGCUCAUCCGCAUGUAAACACACGGAUCGCCCCCUUUUCGAAAUUAAGAAAAAAGGUCGUCCAGUCACUCAGUGUGAGCACUGUAGAGAACUACGAAAAACAAAACAAGUACACGUCAAAUGUUCAUGUGGAUCUCAAGAUCAAGGCGCCACUGGCGUCCACGAGGCGUCCCACAGCAAGAAGGUGACGCCGAAGUUACCGGCUACUGCUGCGUUUCCUCAUGGCCUUCCCGAGGCCCUUGAAACGCUAGCUACAUUGCUACCGGCAUCGGACGACUCAGACCAUAGCGGUGAAACUUCUCCAACUGGCUGUAGAUGUAGCUCCGGUGGCCCCUGCAAUUGCUGUAUCCCUCGCAAGCCUGUGACACGCCGUCGCUUCUCUGGUGCAGAGCCUCCUAAACGAGACAAGCUUCAUUCAGACUCCUCAAAGCACCACGAAUCCCUAUCUCCUCCUCUUUCAUCCCACGUUCUAGCGCGCAUUGCUGAGCUCCGUCCAGUACUUCCAAAACCGGCUCACAGGCAACACCCUCUCGACGGCUCCUUACAUAAUCCAUCUUCGAGUGUCCCUCACAGUCAUAACAUCCGCCAUCAUAACUAUGACUUCAGCCCUUACGGUCGCGCUUACGGGUACACUCACUCAGAUCAUAUUCAUGAUCAAAAAGGGUCGUCAUUGACCAGUGAUCCCCGCACGUUCGCUGGGCGCUCUGUCCAAUCCCCACAGCAAACACUGGGAAGUCAGCAUGUACCAGAUGCCUGGUCGCCUGCUGAGGUCUUCCCCUCUGUCUGUGCCUGUGGUGACUCAUGCAUGUGUCCUGGAUGUACCUUGCAUAACAAUCUACCUAUCACUGGUGGUGCUACCUUUGCCUCCUGCAGCAAUCCAUCCUCCUGCGCCUUUUGUCUCGAUUGUACCAUACUGUCCAUACCAGCAAGCAAUCCGCCUCCUAACAUCGAACCGUCCUCUGAUCCAUCACAAUCACAAGAAUUUGAUGAAUGGCUCAGACAGGUCGCACUUAGCCCGGGUGUCUCAAAUUCGCAAUCGAAUUUCAACUCAUAUGAACUGACUACGUCUCAAACACAAUCCUAUCAAAGCGGAAGACCACGGAUACCCGAAACUCCGUCCCCGCCGGUGGGGUGCUGCGGUGGGCGGUGUAAAUGUUCUCGUAAUUGUGCUUGCCUUCCAGACUGUUGUGGGUGCUGUCAAGGUUGUCAGUGUGAUAAUCACUGUAAUGAUGCGCGGUCUCGAACGACGUUCGCGGUAUCUGCUGGGAGGCGCCUUCCUGAGUUCAUGGCUAUGACGAAUAUCCGUGACCAGUUGUCUGCCUCCGGGGUGGGCGCUGGCGGUCAAGGGUACUAUGGUCAGCAGGGAGCAUUUGUGGAUUACUCCGAGGCUCCGAGUCGGUCGUCCUCUGGUUCCUCCUUGGCAAGUCGUGUCCCAACGAGACCUCCAUCCGGCCUGGGCUCUAGGCUGCUGGGGCAGAGUGGCCCUUCUAGUAGUACCAGAUCGCCGCCGGCACACGUCGUACCUUCCGGGAGUAUCCGUGGUUUUGCUACCUAUGCAGAGUCCGAAAGGGUUCGUGGGGCUGCGCCGUACUCGAGCUAUAACCCGUCGCUGGAUGCAAUGCGCUUCGACUAGGGAGGUCUGCCACCGAGUGAAUUCUUAUGGAUUUGAUGUUAUUGUCCUUUCAUUUUUACGUCGUACUUUCCAACUUCUUGUGGCUCACUGGUUUACUGAUGGACAUGCAGUAGCCGUGAUUGCCCCUUAUCUAUAUUUUUUCCCACUAUGUUUUUUGCCUUUCUCGACAAUACGUCUCGCUCAAUGGACACGAUAGAGAUCAUCUACAACGUCUACUGAGUUUUUUUUCGUUACCAUACAUAAC